AUGCCAAUUUCUUCUAAUUUGUCAUCCAUAAAUGAGGAACGACAUGCUUUGCUCCAGAGCGGUUGGUGGAACCAUAACCUAAGUAUCUCACGCCAUUGUGAAUGGGUAGGUAUUACUUGUAAUGAAGCUGGAAGUGUUACAGAGAUAGAUCUAUAUGAUCCUCCAUCCAAAGAAUUGCGGCGGAUUCAGAACUUGAACCUCACUGCCUUCCCCAAUUUAGUCGUUCUAGAUCUAUAUGGAAUGGGUCUUACAGGAAGCUUUCCAACAGAAGUAACCACACUUAAAAACCUUACCUAUCUUUAUCUAACCCAUAAUCAUCUUCAUGGUUCAAUACCGGUCCAAGUAGGAAAUUUGACACAAUUAGUGGAUUUGUGUCUUUAUAAUAAUUCACUAACGGGUUCAAUUCCUUCUACUUUGGGUAAAUUGAAGAAUUUGCAGUAUCUCCUUCUUUCGUUCAACCGACUUGAAGGAACCAUACCAACAGAACUGGGGAACUUAACACAAUUGAAAGAAUUUUAUCUUUCAAACAAUUUACUCAACGGUUCAAUCCCUUCUACUUUGGGUCAGUUAGAGAAUUUGACUAUUCUUUUCCUUGAUUCUAACCAUAUUCAAGGUCCCAUACCAGUGGAAUUUGGAAAUUUAAAAUGUUUAGAAAAGUUAUUUCUAUCAAACAAUUUACUUACUGGUUCAAUUCCUCCUUCUUUGGGUAAAUUGAAGAAUUUGACGGAUCUUUUUCUUGAUUCUAACCAAAUAGAAGGUCACAUACCACUAGAACUUGGGAAUUUGUCCAAUUUAGACUGUUUACAUCUUUCACAUAAUAAGAUGUCUGGUUUAAUACCUCUAAAACUUUUUCAAAUGGACAAUCUGCGUUCUUUAUAUCUCUCAUCAAAUCAGUUAUGUGGCCCAAUCCCACUAGAGAUGAUGAAAUGUCCCUCUAUGACAACAAUUGAUUUAAGUCACAACUUGCUAAAUGGAAGUAUAUCUUCCCAAAUUGCUUGUGUAAAUUACCUUGACCUUAGUCACAACUUUUUUAGUGGUGAGAUUCCAUCUCAUUUGGGAACGAACUCCAUGCUAAAUUGGUUGGAUCUUAGUUAUAAUAAUUUCACAGGAAAACUACACACGGCACUUGCUACUCUAUCAUAUAUAAAUCUUUCAUACAACUCUUUUGACUAUUCACAAGACCUUGAAUCACACUUACCAAAUUAUUGUUCUUUCCCAACAAGCUCACUAAUCAGUCACAACCCACCAAAUUUUGCAUCUUGUGAUCCUUCCCUCCAAAUCCAAACCAAUUCUCCAACUAGUAAAACUAAGCCUAUCAUUGUAAUUAUUUUCCCUAUCAUCUUUAUCAUUCUUUGUGUAAUUCUUCUAGCCUUAUAUUUCACAAGAAGCAAGUCUAGAACCAAAGUUGAAGGAGGAUUAGCAAAGAAUGGAGACUUGUUUUCUAUAUGGAACUAUGAUGGAAAAAUUGCAUUUGAAGAUAUCAUUGAAGCAACCGAGGACUUUCACAUCAAGUAUUGCAUUGGGACUGGUGCAUAUGGUAGUGUCUAUAGAGCUCAAUUGCCGAAUGGCAAAAUUGUUGCAUUGAAGAAACUACACCAAAUGGAAUCUCAAAAUCCAUCUUUUGACAAAAGUUUUCGCAAUGAAGUCAAGAUGUUAACAGAAAUUCGUCAUAAAAAUAUUGUAAAGCUUCAUGGUUUUUGCCUCCACAAUCGAUGCAUGUUUCUAGUCUAUCAAUACAUGGAAAAAGGUAGCUUAUUUUAUGUCUUGAAUAAUGACGUAGAAGCUAAGGAGUUGAAUUGGAGUAAAAGGGUGAAUAUCAUUAAAGGAAUGGCACAUGCUUUGUCCUACAUGCACCAUGACUGUACCCCACCAAUUAUUCAUCGAGAUGUAACAAGUAGCAAUGUUUUGUUAAACUCACAAUUAGAGGCAUUUGUCUCAGACUUUGGCACUGCUAGACUCCUUGAUCCCGAUUCUUCAAAUCAAACCUUGGUAGUUGGCACAUAUGGCUAUAUUGCCCCAGAGCUUGCCUACACAUUCAUUGUGACAGAAAAAUGUGAUGUUUAUAGUUUUGGAGUGGUAGCUUUAGAAACAUUAAUGGGAAGGCAUCCUGGAGAGCUAAUCUCAUCUUUAUCAAACCCAACUACUCAAAACAUGUUGUUGAAAGAUCUCUUGGAUUCACGUCUUCCCCUUCCUCGCUUUCAAAAAGAUGCUCAAGAUAUAAUGCUUGUGGUAGCAAUAACAUUGGCAUGUUUGUGUUCCAAACCGAAGUUCAGACCAUCAAUGCUACAAGUGGCUAAGGAACUCUCUAGUUUCAAAUUGUCAUUGUCUUUGCCUCUCCAUGAAAUUUUGAUCCAUCAAUUGAUGACUAUAAAAGAUACGAUCCAAGUGUCAAUGAAAUCUGGUAAUCAAAUGCAUUUUUCUAGUUUUCAGUGA
This is a messenger RNA of Cajanus cajan (pigeon pea), 2433 nucleotides long. Lineage: Eukaryota; Viridiplantae; Streptophyta; Magnoliopsida; Fabales; Fabaceae. The record is from RefSeq and is a predicted model, not a curated record.